Messenger RNA from Patella vulgata (common limpet), 5663 nucleotides. RefSeq names its product tumor necrosis factor receptor superfamily member 16. NCBI's taxonomy places the organism in Eukaryota, Metazoa, Mollusca, Gastropoda, Patellidae. The coding region runs from base 1514 to 2722 and encodes 402 amino acids. The transcript is spliced from 5 exons. The record is from RefSeq and is a predicted model, not a curated record. Gene Ontology annotation, molecular function: coreceptor activity; death receptor activity; nerve growth factor binding. Gene Ontology annotation, cellular component: cell surface; plasma membrane. Gene Ontology annotation, biological process: Rho protein signal transduction.
CAGAUCGAAGUGUCGGCUGCUAGUGAAUUCAGCGUCUGCUUUAGUUGACAGUUGUGGGUUAUUCGUAAAUUGGUGAAACUCGUGGAAGAGUUGUGAUGUUUGUGAUAUUUUACGGUGAAUUAUAAACGUAUAUUAACCAGUUUUAUCGGAGUUUCUUACUAGAAGAUAUUGAAUAUUCUAUGGUGUCAUGUGUGCGUUAUUAACAGUUAAACCAUAGUAGAAGGUGGGGCGGUUGUAACAGUAAUAGUAACAUCAUAUAUAGUGUAAUAUUGUCAUUGAUACAGAAGAUAUACACCCAGUGAAAACAUUGUGUAACGGUAAAUCAGCUACUACAAGUUAACCAACAUUGUAGCGAUUGCCAUACAUCAAUCGGACAUAACUACUAUAGAUCUAGACACGCUUUAUUCCAUUUCCAUAUCCACCAGUGCUAUAUACUAUAGAUAUCACGUCACCAACAGGGAAUUAUAAUUAUAUCUUUUACUGAUAAACUGUUGUCAAUGUUUUAUAUCACACCUAUCUUCACCAGUGCUAUAGACCAUAGACGCGACGUCAUCAACUGGGAAUAAUAGCUAUAUCUUUUAUAGAUGUAAUACCAUCUAGUGAUAUGUUGUGACAGAUUGAUACAAUGUUCAAUCUCGUCUAUUAUUAUAUAUAAUUUAUAUUGAUUUAUACUCAAAUCGCCUAAAAACAUUGAAGUGAUUGUCAUAUGAAAACCGGGCAUUAUUACUGAUAUUGCACGGUGGCGGUGAUCAACUGUAUAGUUCUCUUGGGAGUUAUCAACAAACGUUAUCACAAACUGUGAUAUAUCGUUAUUAUUGCCCUCAUUCGCUUUUCAAUCAUCGAAACACAGACACACACCGGGCAUUAUUACUAAUAUUGCAUGGAGGUGGGGACUGGAUACUUCUGAACGAGUUAUCAACAAACGUGAACACAAAAAACUGUGAUAUAUCGCUAAUAUUGCCCUCAUGUGUGAUUCAGUCUCAGUAACGAACCGGGAAUUAUAAACUUCUGGAACAAAGAGAAAGUUUGUUCAUGUCAAUAACUGUGAUAUAUUUGAAUAUUUACCGGGGAUAUAAAAACAAAUAACUCAUUUUACAAUAUCAAAGGGAAUACAGAUUGCCUGGAAGCGUUAACCGAUAUUGCACAGUUACAAGUUGAGAUAUAGUUCAGUGGGUGAAUAGAUCCUGCAAAAAGAAGUGAAUUAGAAUUUAGUAUUUCCGCUUCCAAAGUUGAUAUCCCAUAUUUUACCGGGAAUAUUAACUCAUAGCGCCCUAUAUUCAAGGUUGAUAUACAAUCGUAUAUGACGGGCGGUAUACUAUAAUAUAUCAGGGUUUUUGUUACUGGGUAUAUUAACUCAAUUUGCCCAGUAUUAAAGGUGAUAUCGGGAAUGUAAACACAUCUCUCCCACCUGAUAUUAAAUCCCAUUGCCCUGUGAUAUCGGGAUUAUAAACUCAUAUUGCCCUGUGAUAUCGGGAAUAUAAAGAAAUAUUGCCCCGUAGAAUAAGUGUAUUAAAUGAUGAGACGGGUGAAUAUUGUUGAUACAAUGUAUUGGAUUAUUGUGUUGUUUGUGACGGCGAAUGCCAUCACCUUGGCAACUAGCGAUUGUGAAAAACAUCAAGUGGAAGUUGAAGGGCGGUGCUGUAGUGAAUGUAGCAUAGGAUCAGGAGUAGCUUCCCCUUGUAACGCGGGAAACAACACGAUAUGUGAAGCAUGCAUUGAUGGAGAAUACUACUCGAGUACAUCAAGUCAUACACAUUCCUGCAUUCCGUGCUCAAAAUGUCCGAAAAAUUCCCGAGUAAUUCAAGAAUGUACUAAUUCAUCAGAUACAAUUUGUGAAUGCGAACCAGAAUUUCAUUUAACUGAGAAUGGCGAGUGUAAACUGUGUGAUUUAUGUCCGGCAGGAUGGGGAGCCUCGGUACCGUGCAGCAGGACUCAGAAUACCGUGUGUAAUCAAUGUACUAAUGGAGCUUUUUCUAAAGUCCUCAGCGCGACGAGUGGAUGUUUAGUGUGUUCCGUGUGUGUUCCGGGUGCACAGAUGUUGCAAGCGUGUUCUGCGACUGAAGACACGAUAUGUAUAUCUCUGCCUAUCUACCGGUACCCGACUGAAGAGUUUACCGACACAGAUAACAAACAGUCCGUUCAAAAUGAUCACCCGAAAUCAAACAGCAAACAGAUAGAUAUUAUUCCACUUUACUGCGCAAUUCUUGGCGCAGUCGUCGUUGGACUACUAGGUUACGUCAUCAUGGUUCACUAUCGGCGUAUGAAAGAGAAGCGGUUAAUCAGAGAACCGCAUGACGACGUAGAAUAUUCUAAAGCCUCCGCUGGCGAUUCUGGUAUCUGUGUAGAAGUAGAGCAUCAACAAAAAGUAGUUCCAGUAGUAUUAACGAGCAGUACGAGAAUACGUGAUUUACCAAGCAGUAAGAGACGAGAAAUAGAGAGAAGCUUCUUACAGUCCACUAAAGACUCCCGUGACUGGCAGGGCUUGGCUAGAGAAUUAGGUUUCAACACGAAGAAGAUCGCCAACUGUGAAAUAAAGUCACAAAGAGACUCAUCCACGCCAUUAAAACAUUUACUUGCAGACUGGGGUCGUAAUGAUUCGGCGACGGUUGGAGUGUUUAUACAGGCCAUGAAAAAUCUGGGACGUCAUGACGUACUUCCGACGUUAAACGUUCACGACACGGCAGAGUUAUGUCCCUUAGUGCCACAGAAUAACAUCGUGUGACGUUCGUGCAUUUCAUUUUAAUUUAAUAUUUUGAAUAUCAUUUUUUUCUAUAAACUAUUAUAACAUCCACUGGUGGGAGCUGGUGAUAUUUUUAUUGUGAUAUCAGAACUCCUGUGAAAUACGGAAUUGAACAAAAUAACGUGAUGUAUGUGUCGAACCCAUAAAACAGUAUCUUCAUUUCCGGUGUGUAGAUCAAAACUGUGCGUAUUGUGUACCGAGGCGAGGGUUCUCCGUCAUUUCCAUAACUCCGUUGAAAUAUGGAUUUGAAAAAUAAAGUGAUCAUCCAUCCCGCAGCCGGUAUUAGUCAUGUGUCAAACUCAUGAAACAGUUUCUUCGCUUGGCGCGUGUAGAACAAAACUGUACAUAUUGUGAACCGAAACGAGGAUUCUCCGCCAUCACACCAUCUUAAGAACCCGGGUGUAAUACCAUGGACAGAGGGGUAGGUUCAGUGUUCGUCAGUCCAAUUAAACCACGUAACGUUAUUAAUAAACAGUGUCGCUUUUGUUUAUCACGUCAUCAUCCAGCGGAAAUCAAGUGAUAACAAAACGGAUACGUGUCACCGCAUAAAAACGUAUUGUCUUUUGUUCUUGAGGCUUGUCGACGAUAUCACCCUUCGUGGAAGUGGACGCAAAACUCCAGAAACGAACGAACGGUGUUGUUCUCGAGGAAGUGAAUCCAGAAUUAUCCGAACUUUUCCGAGGAUAUAUUGCCCAAUGAGAUAUUUACGUUUACUACUAAGCAGGUGGUUGCAAGUAGCUGGUCCAAGUAGUUAUUACGAGAAUGCCUUGUGAAUGCCUUGAAAAACAACCGUGUGGUCGUGGCCUUAAUACCUCGUUUAGGAUUAGAGUUAGGCGGUACAUUAUCGGGAUUGCCGAAAGAUUAAUUUUCCGUAUGCAAAUCAGAAAUUGUUGCAGCCUCGGACCUUUUGAUAGAUCUUAUAAAGGUUCCAUCGUACGGUCAGUGGCCUAUAAUCCCGGAAAAGCUGAAUGGUCCGUGUUAUUAUUUGAAUAAAUAAAACGACUUAUUAUUUAUUGUUUAGAACAAUAGGACGCAUGAUCCACCGAGUAUUAACAAUGGAAUGGCAGCCGUGAGCUGAAUGGAAUGACUAUCAUGAGCUGAAUGGAAUGACAGCCGUGAGCUGAAUGGAAUGGCAGCCGUGAGCUGAAUGGAAUGACUGUCAAGAGGUGAAUUAAAUGACAGCCGUGAGCUGAAUGGAAUGACAGUCAUGAGCUGAAUGGAAUGACAGUCGUCAGCUGAAUGGAAUAACAGCCAGCCGUCAGCUGAAUGGAAUGACGGUCGUCAGCUGAAUUGAAUGACAACCGUGAGCUGAAUGGAAUUCCAGCAUCCAGCAUCCAAAUGUUAUUGUUGUUUAAAAGAUGCAGGUGUUCGAUAACCUGAGAUGAUUGGAAUAUUAUAACUGGUACCACGGAGCAUAGAAUCGCAACUGAAAAUCAUACAAGAGAUACGGUAUGCGAAUCGGGUAGGAGUGUUAGAUCCAUGUUUAAGUGAAAACAUUAUAUACUGAACAAAAAGUAAAUUGAAGCCUUUAUAGAAUAUUUGAUGGUGGAUGAAACUUUUAUUAAUGUAUUGAUGUAUUAUGGUUCUUGUUUGCAUUUUUCUCAUUUGCAAGCGGACGUUAAAUUAUUCACUCUAACGUAUUUGUGCAUACAUGUAUUUGGUUUUGUAUUAGAAACCUUCUCAUUCUGUCUAAUUUACGGUGAAUGAACCCCAUUAUGCCUACAUUAAAAUGUGUGUGUAUUGAGGAUCUAUUUAAGUACCUAUAGACGUCCCCACACUUAUGGUAUAUACAUUAUUAAUUAUAAAUCUAUAUAAACUAUGAAUCUCAACUAGCCAAGCUAGUGUUUAUUAUAAAUAUAUAUAUAUAUAUAUAUAUAUCCACUAUUUAAUAUCAAUUCUAUCUACACAUAUAUCUAUAUAAAUAGUUAUUAUAUUCAAGCGCUUAAAGCGUAUUUCAAUAUCUAUUGUUAUUCAUUCAUUAUAUAUUACAAGAUUUUAAUCAGAGAUGACGACAGCCGUGGCAUUGCACCGUUUAGAGUUUAGAACACAGAGACGAUGGAAAACUAAUCCGAUUCAAAUACAGAUCUAUAUUUCGUUUCGUUUUUUUUAUACUUUCGGUGGCCUACACUACAUGAAGAUCUGACCGGUUGUUCUGGAAGGUCGCGUCAGGGGUCGUACGAGCGGCUUUUGACCCUAUCACGUCCGACAUUGAUUAAUCAAUCGGCGUCGACCGCAUCAAACAACAAGAACUCGCCGUAACAGUCCGUUUCAUUAGUUCAUCCUUCACUUCAAUCAGAACAUCCAUAAUAUAACAAAUCUUCCAGAUCCUAGUGUAUUAAAAACAAGUAAAACAAAAUUUUGAACUAUAAGAAACGAAACGAAAUAGGAUCUGUGUUUUAAUCAGAUUGAUGGAAAACGUAAACGUUGAACUCCAAGUGAUAUAGGCUCGCUUGUUUUUGGAAGACCCGGGAGCCUGUACCUUAUUCAAGGCAAUUGAAAUAUAAACAAUUUGUCGUGAUUGGAGUGCUCAAUCGAUGGAUCAUCGGUAUUCUUGAAAUAUUUUAGUUUUUAAGUUUAGGGAUCCCCAGGUUGCGUUGCACGACGCACGUAAAACCGUUAUAGCAAGAUGUUCCGUGUACGUUAAUCUUAUGUGCGGCGCUUUGUGCAACGGCGCUUCUGUCUCAGUUAUUGCAAAGUUAUUUGUAAACAUAUAUAGCACAGGGCACAGUUCUAUUAAACUUUGAUGUAAUAUUGAACGUGUACGUGCCUUCUGUACAACCAUGGACGACAAUCAACCUAGUGUUCUCCCUUUAAAUGAUGCAAAUAUUGAAUUAAAACAAAAACAAGAUUUAAACACUGUACAAGAACUUUUCCCACUUUCUCCUGUCUCCAAUUCACUAACAAUAAAACAUUAUAAAAUUAA